Messenger RNA from Akanthomyces muscarius, 1461 nucleotides. RefSeq lists its product as uncharacterized. Gene Ontology annotation, molecular function: sequence-specific DNA binding; zinc ion binding. The transcript is spliced from 7 exons. Gene Ontology annotation, biological process: DNA-templated transcription; positive regulation of transcription by RNA polymerase II. The coding region runs from base 1 to 1461 and encodes 486 amino acids. The record is from RefSeq and is a predicted model, not a curated record. NCBI's taxonomy places the organism in Eukaryota, Fungi, Ascomycota, Sordariomycetes, Hypocreales, Cordycipitaceae. Gene Ontology annotation, cellular component: nucleus.
AUGUCUCACGAGCAGAUCAACGAGCACCUCGACCAAGUAUAUGCAGAGCUAGAAAGUGCUCUGCAGGAAGACACCGAGAUGGCAAAGCUACUGUUUGUCAUGGGGAUUGGCUGUAUUUGGAUGGCGUCCUGGAAGAAAGAGGCUCUCUCACCAUGGAAGCACAAAGCAUAUAAACUGCUCUGCAGUGGACAGUCUAGGCUUGAGCGACUGCGUGACUCAUUCUCGCCACCGCUGGAGUUGCUGCAGGCAUACGUUCUCAAGUGCCAAUUAGAGCUGUACUUUGGUCGCGUCAACAGCGCAUGGCUUACACUCGGGUUGGCAGUUCGUCUCGGCCAGCUGUCUAAUAUUCAGAGAAAACUGCACUCAGAAGACGCCAUGAAAGCACAUGCGCACAUUUCGCUGUUCUGGGCCAUGUACAUGAUGGAUCGCUACCUCGCCGUAGCGCUUGGACUACCGUUUGCAAUUCAGGACGCCGACAUAACAGUCCCGCUCGUCCCAGAGCUUUCCGAGCAAGUCGGCAGGAGCUUGGGCCAGGACGAGACGAGGUUGUGGGUUGGAGUAGUUGCCCACGUGAGACUUGCGCAAAUCAUCGGCCACAUCAUGGCGGCCCUCUAUUCGGUGACAGCAUCAGCGUCACCGCCAGCGGACAGCAUCAUGGGUGCACUGGAAUUAGAGCUUCGGCAGUGGCUCUCGCAGACCCCACCCUUCUUCCAUCCGAAGCCAGAAAGCGAGGCUGCCCCGGAACCAUUGUUUUAUGAUGUUCCCUGGAAAUUCAAAAGACAGCAACGAACAAUACAGGGAGCCUUUUUCUUUGCAAACAUGCUGCUUUACAGGGGCUACUUGCUGAGGGAGUUCCUUCAGCAGGUGCCGGAUACGCCCCGCCGCGGCCCUUGUCCUGCAAGGGUUGCAAAAUGUGUGGAAAAUGCAAUGGCCAUGCUUGCUCUGGCCGCAGAGUUUGGCGCCGAAGACCUUCAUUAUAAUUCUACUUUCUGGAUUUCUACUCACUUCAUCUACUGUGCCAUUUCGGUGCUCCUUGUGUAUCUCAGUCUCUACCAGGAAUGCGAUGGGACAGACAGGAUCAAAGCUGCUGUCGAGUUGGCAAUCAAGACUCAUCUGAACAACACAGACGACCAAUGCGACGCGACGGGAGAAGGCGCGGAGACGCUAACGUGGGAGCAUCAGCGCGGACAAGUUGAGCUCUCUUCUGGCUUAUUGUCGCCUACACAAAGAGACGGCGGUACAGAAACUCUGGGGCCUUCCUUAGACGUAUUUUCGAGUGGUGAAGUCGCGGUCAACGGGCCGUGGGAAUCGAGUGGUCCAACAGAGGAUGCGUUGUCGACUAUGGCAUACUUUGGGCCUUUUGAUACAAGCGGUGACUUUGAUGUUGUCAUGUCUAUUGGCUUUGAUAGCCAUUCAGCCCUAGAUACACUUAGGAACGAUGGAAUUUUUGAGUUUCAAUAG